Cornus florida is the source of this 747-nucleotide messenger RNA. RefSeq names its product WAT1-related protein At5g64700-like. Gene Ontology annotation, molecular function: transmembrane transporter activity. The transcript is spliced from 7 exons. Gene Ontology annotation, cellular component: plasma membrane. Lineage: Eukaryota; Viridiplantae; Streptophyta; Magnoliopsida; Cornales; Cornaceae. Bases 1 to 747 code for a protein of 248 amino acids. The record is from RefSeq and is a predicted model, not a curated record.
AUGGAUGGAAAUAAACCAUAUUUGGCUGUUCUUCUGGUUCAAUCCACAUAUUCUGUAAUGUUUUUGUUCUCCAAGGCUGUGCAUUCAAUGUCGGCUACACUUUUUAUUAACCUUCUUGAAUUGUUUCGAUCUAUUCCCAAGGAAAAACUGGUGAUUACUUUGAGCUUGAAUUUCUGUGGUGUGGCUCUUACGUAUACAUCUGCAAGUUUGGCUGCUGCAACUACAAACUGCCUUCCGGUUAUAACUUUCUUCCUUGCUGUUCUACUCACAAAAUUGGGUAAGUAUACUGCACAGGAGGUUAGAAAUGAUUUGUAUAAUCACACAAGCUCAUGUGAUGUAGAACUAAUUGUUGGAGCUUGUAUGGACUGUUUGGAUUACCAGAUCGAAGUCCAAACAGACAGGACCAUCAAAUUUUCAACUGAGCUUGAACAAUUAAUGUUGAAUUACAGAAUGGAAACUGUGAAGUUGAAGACAACCCCUGGCAUUGCAAUGGUUGCAGGUAUAACAAUCUGCAUGGCAGGAGCAGCAACCAUUGCCAUCUAUAGGAGCCCCUCUUUGAAACUCUUGUUACAUCACCACCUCUUUGGGGAUAAUCACAGCCAAGAACGUCAACUUCAUGUUCUCCCCAGGAAAACAUGGAAAAAUUAUUGCUUCCUCAUGCUUCUUUCCAACACCUUUUGGGGUUUCUGGCUUGUAUUGCAGCUUGGGACUUCUGAACCUGGGAGGUUGGCAUGGCAGCACCCUUGA